AUGAUCGUCAGCAAAGUUGUUAGGACAGUUCCUAUGUAUCGGUACAUUGCGCAGCGAUCGACCUCUAGCAAAAUAUGCUUAAUUCCCGGUAUCGGUACCCGUCUUGAAAAAGUCGCCACCGCCACCUACGAUGGGGGCGAUAAUAGUACUGCCGGUGGCAUAGCGGCAGCGGGCGCUAGCAUGCCACUGGUACCGCCUCGUGAUGCGAUGGCUGAAUGGGCGUCCACUAGUCCUUAA
Molecule: messenger RNA, 237 nt
Organism: Penicillium angulare
Lineage: Eukaryota; Fungi; Ascomycota; Eurotiomycetes; Eurotiales; Aspergillaceae
Exons: 1
Coding region: 1-237 (78 amino acids)
Source: RefSeq, a predicted model, not a curated record